Molecule: messenger RNA, 1978 nt
Organism: Pangasianodon hypophthalmus (striped catfish)
Lineage: Eukaryota; Metazoa; Chordata; Actinopteri; Siluriformes; Pangasiidae
Gene: tdh2
Product: L-threonine dehydrogenase 2
Exons: 9
Coding region: 127-1227 (366 amino acids)
Biological process (GO): L-threonine catabolic process
Molecular function (GO): L-threonine 3-dehydrogenase activity
Source: RefSeq, a predicted model, not a curated record
GCUGUCAUCCUCAGCCGUGUUUACUCCAUCACUGAGGACACACAUGUGCUCAUUCUCACCGUGUGGGUUUAUCCUGCAGUGUUCAAGACUUCAAGACUUCCAGACAGGUUUUCGGUUUAGUCGAAUAUGAAGAUGUGUGCACGAGCUUCAGCGUUUUUCCGCUCGCUGUGUCGAUUCAGUCCUCUUCAUCGGACCAUGAGUUGGUCACCGAGACAAAUCAACUCCUGGAAAAGUCCAGAGUCCUCAGAUCGUCCAUCAGACUCUCCUCGAGUCUUGAUCACAGGUGGCCUUGGGCAGCUCGGCGUUGGACUGGCACAAAUGCUGAGGCAGCAGUAUGGCCCAGAAAACGUCAUCCUGUCUGAUAUCAAGAAGCCUUCAGCAGAAGUGUUUAACAUGGGUCCCUUCGUGUACGCCGAUGUUCUGGAUUAUAAGAACCUGCGUGAGCUGGUGGUGAAUAACGGCAUCAACUGGCUGGUGCAUUACAGCGCAAUGCUCAGUGCUGUGGGAGAAAGCAACGUCCAACUGUCCAGAGCCAUCAACAUCACAGGGUUGCAUAACGUCUUAGACCUAGCUCUGGAGAACUCCAUGCGUCUCUUCGUUCCCAGCACCAUUGGAGCGUUUGGCCCCACCUCUCCCAGAGAUCCCGCCCCUGAUCUCUGCAUCCAGAGGCCUCGCACCAUUUACGGCGUCUCCAAAGUCCACGCCGAGCUCAUGGGCGAGUAUCUCCACCAUAAAAACGGCUUGGAUUUCCGCUGUCUGCGUUAUCCUGGAGUUAUCUCAGCCUACACACACCCUGGUGGAGGCACCACAGACUACGCGGUCCAGAUUUUCCAUGACGCUCUCAGCACCGGACACCAUGAGUGCUACCUGCAUCCACAGACACGCCUACCCAUGAUGCACAUCUCCGACUGCCACCGGGCCACUGUCGAGUUCAUGCAGGCUCCUGAAUGUCAGCUCUAUCUGCGCACCUACAACAUCGCCGCCAUUAGCUUCACACCUGAGGAGUUGGUGGAGGAGAUCCGCAAGCACCUUCCUCACCUGAGGGUCACCUACAAACCUGACCCGAUCCGCCAGAACAUCGCUGACAGCUGGCCGAUGCGGUUUGACGACUCUAACGCUCGGAGAGACUGGGGCUGGGAGCCGGCGUUCGGUCUUCCCGAGCUCGUCACGGACAUGCUGAGUGACCUCCGGAAGAGGAGAGCGAGCGCAGACCUCGGCGUCAGCUAGCAGCCUCAUCACACCACGCCGUCGUGGAUAACUUUCCUAUAACAGCAAAAUGCGGCAAAAUUAUUCCUUACGAAAUGCAGGUAUCUGCUCAGGGUCAACACUGUGUACAUCAUAGUUAGAGGUUGUAGCUUGAGAAGUCAAGGAGAAACAAAAUCUGCGUUCUUUCAUGGAUGAUGAAGGAAUGAAAGCAGGAAUUGGUGCUGUAUAGUGCAUUAACUGCUGAAUUUUAUUAAUGAAUUUUAUACAUUCUAUGGCUUUUUAAAGAUUUUAGAAAUAUCCAACCCCAAAUCCAUGGACUUCUAUGGAAUGAUGGAAGGAUGAAGAAGAAAGCAUUAAAGGCGAGAGAAGACAAACCCGAGUUAUCUGUACCAUGUGUUCCUCUUAUGGUGGAAGCUGAGAUUGUAGGAGACAGCAUUGAAAUAUGAAUGUUAGUCUAGGAUGCAGUGUGAAGAAGGAAAAAGACAGGAUACAGGAGAGAUGAAGAGGUGAAAUGUGCUUUGUGUCGGUACUGGGAACAUCCACAGCUGCCUGCUUUAAACCUGAAAGGUGUCAGGAUACUGUCUAAGUGAUGUGUAAAUCUGUGGAAGGAUUGAGGAGAGAUGAAAAUGUGAUGUGAGUGAGCUGCUUCUGUAGAAACACAAAGAGGCAUAAAGACGAAGGGUUUUGUAAAGCGUCGUGGGUUCAGAAUUCAAACUGUAGAGAAUGUUAAAAAAGGAGAAAAGGAAAGAAAAGAAAAGUAAAGAAAAGAAAA